CGGAAGAUGGAUAUCACUGAUGAAGGUGCUCAGAUGGAGCCUUUGCUGCGAACGGAGAAUGAGGAGGAGGCAGUGCUGGACCGAGGAGGAACUCGCUCAAUGCUGAAGACCAACUUCGAGCAGGAGGAACUGGAAGAUCACAGGACGCUCUACAUCGGGGUGCACGUGCCCACAGGCCGACGGAGUCACCGCAGGCACGGCCACAGACACCAUGGCCACCGACACAGGAAGAGAAGCAAGGAGAGGGACCCCACCCUGGCGGAGGGGAGGGAGUCCCCGUCCAAUGACACGCCGUCCCAGCGGGUGCAGUUCCUCCUGGGCAUGGAGGACGACGACGAGGAGCACCUCCCCCACGACCUGUUCACCGAGCUGGACGAGAUCUGCCUGCGAGAGGGAGAGGAGGCGGAGUGGAGGGAAACCGCCAGGUGGCUGAAGUUCGAGGAGGACGUGGAGGACGGAGGAGAGAGGUGGAGUAAGCCCUACGUGGCCACGCUCUCCCUCCACAGCCUGUUUGAGCUGCGCAGCUGCAUCAUCAACGGCACCGUGCUGCUGGACAUGAGGGCCGGCUCCCUGGAGGAGGUCAUAGACAUGGUGCUGGACCAGCAGGAGGCGCUGAGUCCCCUGGGGGAGGUGCUGAGGAGGAGAGUGAGGGAGGCUCUGCUCCUGCAGCACCACCACCAGAACCAGAAGAAGCUGGCUAACCGCAUCCCCAUCGUGCGAUCCUUCGCUGACAUGGGCCGCAAGCAGCCGGAGGAGCCCCACAGCACCGACAAGAAUGGUUAGUCACAGACCUACACACCACAGACCUACAGCACCACACACCUACAGCAACAUAGACCUACAGCACCACAGACCAUCCAGAGUGACUUACAGGAAGGUUACACCAUCACCAGGGACAGUUACACCAUCACCAGGGAGGGUUACACCAUCACCAGGGACAGUUACACCAUCACCAGGGAGGGUUACACCAUCACCAGGGACAGUUACACCAUCACCAGGUACAGUUACACCAUCACCAGGGACAGUUACACCAUCACCAGGGAGGGUUACACCAUCACCAGGGACAGUUACACCAUCACCAGGGAGGGUUACACUAUCACCAGGGACAGUUACACCAUCACCAGGGAGGGUUACACCAUCACCAGGGACAGUUACACCAUCACCAGGGAGGGUUACACCAUCACCAGGGACAGUUACACCAUCACCAGGGAGGGUUACACCAUCACCAGGGACAGUUACACCAUCACCAGUCUGUUUGUUUUGUUUUCCUUCCAGAGUGCGAUUGAGUCCCUGUUUGGAGCUUCCAUGACAGGCAUGGCCUACUCCCUGUUUGCUGGACAGCCUCUCACCAUCCUGGGCAGCACAGGGCCUGUGCUGGUGUUUGAGAAGAUCCUCUUCAAAUUCUGCAAGGAGAACGGCUUGUCCUACCUGUCUCUGAGGACCUGCAUCGGCCUGUGGACGGCUUUCCUGUGUCUGCUCCUGGUUGCCACGGACGCCAGCUCGCUGGUGUGCUACAUCACGCGCUUCACGGAGGAGGCCUUCGCCUCGCUCAUCUGCCUCAUCUUCAUCUACGAGGCGCUGGAAAAGCUCAUCCACCUGGGGGAACACUACCCCGUCAACAUGAACAACAACCUGCAGAAGCUCACCCAGUACUUGUGUUCCUGUGUGGAGCCUCCUGAUCCUAGCAACGCCACCCUGCGGUACUGGGACGACAACAACAUCACAGCCUCGGAGAUCUACUGGGAGGCCAUGGAGGUCAAGGACUGCAUCAAGAAUAAAGGGGAGUUUGUGGGCAAGGCCUGUGGCCCUCAUGGACCGUACGUCCCAGAUGUUUGCUUCUGGUCUGUCAUCCUCUUCUUCUCCACCGUCGCCAUGUCGGCGUUCCUCAAGGACUUCAAGUUCAGCCGCUACUUCCCCACAAAGGUGAGAUCCAUCAUCAGUGACUUUGCUGUCUUCAUCACCAUCCUCACCAUGGUUGUGGGGGACUACGCCUUAGGGAUACCUUCUCCUAAACUGCAGGUCCCCAGUGUGUUUAAGCCGACCAGAGACGACCGGGGCUGGUUCAUCAGCCCGCUGGGCCCUAACCCCUGGUGGACCGCCAUCGUGACGGUCAUCCCCGCCCUGCUCUGCACCAUCCUCAUCUUCAUGGAUCAGCAGAUCACGGCCGUCAUCAUCAACAGGAAGGAGCACAAGCUCAAGAAAGGCUGUGGGUACCACCUGGACCUGUUUGUGGUGGGGGUGAUGCUGGGCGUGUGCUCCCUCAUGGGCCUGCCCUGGUUCGUGGCGGCCACCGUCCUCUCCAUCUCCCACGUCAACAGCCUGAAGCUGGAGUCCGAGUGCUCCGCCCCCGGGGAGCAGCCCCGCUUCCUGGGGAUCCUGGAGCAGCGCUUCACCGGCCUCAUGAUCUUCCUGCUCAUGGGCUGCUCCGUGUUCAUGACCUCCGUGCUCAAGUUCAUUCCCAUGCCGGUGCUGUACGGAGUUUUCCUCUACAUGGGAGCGUCGUCGCUUAAAGGCAUUCAGUUCUUUGACCGUCUGAAGCUGUUCGGCAUGCCGGCCAAACACCAGCCGGACUUCAUCUACCUGCGGCAUGUUCCUCUGAGGAAGGUGCACCUGUUCACCAUCAUCCAGCUCACCUGUCUGGCUCUGCUCUGGAUCAUCAAGACCUCCAAGGCUGCCAUCGUCUUCCCCAUGAUGGUGCUGGCGCUGGUGUUCAUCAGAAAGCUGAUGGACCUGUUCUUCACCAAGAGAGAGAUGAGCUGGCUGGAUGACCUCAUGCCUGAGAGCAGGAAGAAGAAACUGGAGGAUGCAGAAGAGGAGGAUGAGGAGCAAAGCAUCCUGGGGGAGGAUGAGGGAGUUGUGCAGGUGCCACUGGAAGGCUAUCCUCGCAAGGGGGAGUCGUCUGAAAUCAACCUGACAGAUGAGCUGUCAAAAGCUUCCUUUGGAAACACCUGGAAUGUUACCAACUCCAAAACUGACUGAAAAAAAAUGUUAUUGAAUAUUAUGUUGUAAUUUUUAUGUACUUAAAGGAAGGUCUCUUUUUACCUAAUUAUAUAGGUUUGUCAUUGUUUGGUAGAGUGGUUUCUGUCCAGGACACUUUCCGUUUUUAGCCUUGGGCCUUUUUUUGAGAGAUAAAAUGUUGCCCCAUAUCUUACCAGUGUUUCUCUGUUCCAUGUGUCAUAAGCUUUCUUUCCUAACCUCUCUAAUGCUGAUCCCUUCAAGGUCAGACGUGUAUCUAUGUGCCCUUUCUUGAUCAUCCUUUGGUUGGUGAACAUUUUUUGUGUUCCUUUUUGCAUACUAUUUGGCAGGAUUGAAAAGCUUUGAAUUUCUGUUUCCUAAUGGGUUGAGACUGGAUUUGCACAUUUAAAUUCAACAUCACAGCUUUAUUUUGCCUCCAAACAGCCGACUCAUGUGUCUCACACGUUAUCAUGUUCCUCUAAACAUAGUUUAUAUCACAAAGAGACCACUGCUUUCCGGUCCUGUCUAAGGACUGCCAAGGAUUUUAGAUCAAUAUAAACAUUUACAUUUUAUUCAUUUAGCAGCGGCUUGCAUCCAAAGUGACAAACAAAAAGUGUGUGUCGAAAGCAGCAGAAGUGCAUUGUUUUUGCACAGUAUUUCUGUGGUCAAAGCAUGGUCUGCAUUUACUAAGUCUGUAUUUGCUAAACACAGGCAUUUUACUUUCAGUGUAGUUACAUUUAUAAGCAAUACAUGCAGUGGUGAAGAAUUAGAAUGGAUGGACUAAAACUCUGAAUUAGACAACGUCCCUGCAUGUAAUAGCUGCUAUCAUGUAUGCAGCACAUGCAG
Hypomesus transpacificus is the source of this 3801-nucleotide messenger RNA. RefSeq names its product solute carrier family 4 member 10b (gene slc4a10b). Gene Ontology annotation, biological process: regulation of intracellular pH; bicarbonate transport; monoatomic anion transport. Gene Ontology annotation, molecular function: sodium:bicarbonate symporter activity; monoatomic anion transmembrane transporter activity; solute:inorganic anion antiporter activity. The transcript is spliced from 20 exons. Lineage: Eukaryota; Metazoa; Chordata; Actinopteri; Osmeriformes; Osmeridae. Gene Ontology annotation, cellular component: plasma membrane; basolateral plasma membrane. The record is from RefSeq and is a predicted model, not a curated record.